Molecule: messenger RNA, 2080 nt
Organism: Acaromyces ingoldii
Lineage: Eukaryota; Fungi; Basidiomycota; Exobasidiomycetes; Exobasidiales; Cryptobasidiaceae
Product: putative MVD1-mevalonate pyrophosphate decarboxylase
Exons: 3
Coding region: 456-1763 (435 amino acids)
Biological process (GO): isopentenyl diphosphate biosynthetic process, mevalonate pathway; isoprenoid biosynthetic process
Cellular component (GO): cytosol
Molecular function (GO): diphosphomevalonate decarboxylase activity; ATP binding
Source: RefSeq, a predicted model, not a curated record
ACACAUCUCUUUUGUUCAUGGCUUUAAUUCUCCCACAUUUGGGUGUAAAUCAAUCUUCGCAGGACAGGAGGAAGGGGCCAGAAGACCAUGGAGAAGACUCAAGGAGGGAUGUAAAUGGUGAUGUGACGAGGGGAGGCUCGAAUAAUUUUAUUCUCAGCGCCGCGGAAAGGGCCUCAAGUAGAGCUUUCCGGAGAGAAGAACAGCAGAGAUAGGCACAAGCAGGACUGCUGUGUGCAUACUGGUACUGUACAAUGCUCUGUCGGGUCGUGGUCAAGGAAGAAAUCUGGGAGGACCUCAUACCGCUUGUAAGCUCACUCUAUAAUCUAGUCGGGAAGAGCAGUAGUUGGCGGGUGUGUCGCUCCCGCUCGCGUGGCCUAAGGACGAGCCUAAAUUUCGCGCGAAGGUGGGAAGAACUCGUCUUCUCAAGUGAUCUCGCGAACACCGACACACCGAUCAUGGCAGACCCAAAGACCUAUACGGCAACGUGCUCCGCGCCGGUCAACAUUGCAGUCAUCAAGUACUGGGGCAAGCGUGAUACUUCGCUCAUCCUGCCCACCAAUGACUCGCUCUCGGUCACGCUGGAUCAGGACCAUCUGCGGAGCGUGACAACGGCCAGUGCCUCUGCUGCGUUCGAGGCAGGUGACCGGCUCUGGCUCAACGGCAUUGAGGAGCAGAUCAAAGACAGCAAGCGGCUCUUGGCGUGUAUUCAAGAGUGCAGGAAGGUCCGCAAGAGCAGAGAGGAGGCCGAUGCUUCGCUGGCCAAGAUGUCCGACCUACCCCUCCAUAUCUGCUCUGAGAACAACUUCCCGACGGCAGCAGGUCUUGCCUCUUCGGCAUCGGGCUUCGCUGCCCUCGUCGCAACGCUCGCCUCGCUCUACUCUCUCCAACCAACUCUCUCGACGUCGGACCUCUCUCGUAUCGCCCGCCAAGGUUCUGGCUCGGCCUGCCGAUCGCUCUUUGGUGGCUUUGUUGCAUGGCAGUCAGGCACAAGCCCAGAUGGAUCUGACAGCCUCGCCGUAGAGGUUGCACCCAAGUCUCACUGGCCCAGCCUGCAGGCGCUCAUUUGCGUCGUGAGCGAUGCCAAAAAGGGAACGCCGUCCACUGCGGGCAUGCAGCAGUCCGUGGCAACAUCGCCCCUGCUCCAGCACCGGAUCAAGAACGUCGUUCCUGGGCGCAUGGUCGAGAUGGGGAAGGCUGUCCAGGCAAAGGACUUUGACUUGUUCGCGGAAGUGACGAUGAACGACUCCAACAACUUCCAUGCCUGUGCUCUCGACACGAGUCCCCCGAUCUUUUACAUGAACGACACGUCGCGCGCCAUCGUGCAGCUCAUUGAAGAGUACAAUCGGUCCAGCAUCGAAGAGACGGGCAAGAGGCGCGUCGCAUACACCUACGAUGCCGGUCCCAAUGCCGUCCUGUACGCCGAGGAGAAGGAAGUGCCGACAGUCCUGGCUCUGGUCCGUCACUACUUCCCCAACGCUGACUUUGACGAUACCUUCAACCUGCUUGGCGCUGGCGCCAAUGCCUCCCACCGAGGCGCGCAAGCCCCUGCCGAGCUUCCCUCGGGUCUCCCCAAGACGUUCAACAAGGACAUCAUCCAGGUCCACCAACCUGGCUCUGUCCGUCGCUUGAUCCAUACACGCGUGGGAGACGGCCCGAGGACGCUCCACAAAGCCGCUGACGCGGACAACGUCGGUGACGAAAAGGAGAGCCUCGUAGGCCCCGAUGGCCUGCCAUUGAGGCUUCAGAGGGCCAAACGUGUCUAGAUGAGAUCUUGUACUGGACAAUUGUCCAUGAGGCAAGAGGGCGAAAGGGAAGAAAAGACAAUUUGCAAAAUGUUAUGGAUUAAUUUACUAUUUGUUGACAGAGGAAAUAAUGGCUCUUCUUCAGCCCUUUGGCUUUCCAAAGAAUGACGAAAGCUUGCUUUGCCCUCCAGCCUUCUUGCUUGCCGUCCCCGAUUUUGUCGGCGCCGAAGGAGCAGGCGAAGGUGCUGCUGAUGAGGUAGCUGACUUGGCCUCACUUGCUGGUGCCGCUGCCGCUGCCGGCGAUUCCUUGUCAUUGCUUGAUGACUUUGCGGAAACCU